This is a messenger RNA of Hevea brasiliensis (rubber tree), 1365 nucleotides long. RefSeq names its product mitochondrial outer membrane protein porin of 34 kDa. Gene Ontology annotation, biological process: monoatomic anion transmembrane transport. The record is from RefSeq and is a predicted model, not a curated record. Bases 134 to 958 code for a protein of 274 amino acids. Gene Ontology annotation, molecular function: voltage-gated monoatomic anion channel activity. Gene Ontology annotation, cellular component: mitochondrial outer membrane. The transcript is spliced from 6 exons. Lineage: Eukaryota; Viridiplantae; Streptophyta; Magnoliopsida; Malpighiales; Euphorbiaceae.
UGAGAAAAGCUGAAAUUAGGGUUUUUCGGUUCCUAUAAAACUAAGAGAACCCCAAAAGCUCUGAUUUCCAUUUUCAAUUUCAAUACCUCUCUCUCUAUUUGUUAUUGUUUUUAAGUUUUUGCAGAGAUCAAUCAUGGGAAAGGGUCCCGGUCUCUACACUGAAAUCGGCAAGAAAGCCAGAGAUCUUCUUUACAAGGACUAUCAGACGGAUCAAAAGUUCACCAUCACUACCUACUCACCUACUGGAGUCGCCAUUACAUCUACAGGUGUAAAGAAAGGUGACCUGUUUCUGGCAGAUGUCAAUACUCAGCUGAAGAACAAGAAUAUCACUACUGAUGUCAAAGUGGACACAGAUUCUAAUCUUUUUACAACCAUUACAUUUGAUGAACCUGCUCCUGGGCUGAAGGCAAUUUUAAGCUUCAGAGUUCCUGAUCAAAGGUCUGGUAAGGUGGAGAUUCAAUAUCUGCAUGACUAUGCAGCUGUAAGUUCUAGUAUUGGGUUGACACCCAACCCUAUUGUUAACUUCUCUGGUGUGAUUGGAACCAAUGUUGCCUCACUUGGUACGGAUCUGUCAUUUGACACCCAAACUGGGAACUUCACAAAAUGCAAUGCUGGACUUAGCUACUCAAAUGCAGACCUGAUUGCUUCAUUAACCCUGAACGACAAAGGUGAUUCCCUGAAAGCGUCCUACUACCAUAUUGUGAACCCUGCACAUACUGUUGGUGCAGAGGUGAGCCAUAGCUUCUCAACCAAUGAGAAUACUAUUACAGUUGGUUCCCAGCAUGCAUUGGAUCCUUUGACCACAGUGAAGGCACGAGUGAACAACCUUGGCAGGGUAAGUGCUCUCAUUCAGCAUGAGUGGCGGCCAAAAUCGUUCUUCACCCUUUCUGGAGAGGUGGAUAGCAAGGCUAUUGAAAAGAGUGCCAAGUUCGGAUUGGCUCUUGCACUCAAGCCAUGAGCAUUUAGCCAAAUUGUGUUGAAGGUAGUAGGUUGAGCAUUAGAAGUGCAGUAUAGUUCUAUCUGGACUAACUUUUGCUGUUCCUAAGGUUGGUUGCAACCCUUUUGUCUGAGUUCUCAUGGUGAUGCCUCUUUCUUUCUGUUUUGGUGAUUUUGGAUGUAAAAAUAAAAUGAGAGGUGUCAAAAACCCAUGCCAUUACUGUCAGAGUCCCCACAAUCUUUACUCCAAAUUGAACGGAGGUUGAAUACCCUUAUUUUCUGAGGGUUUAGUUCAUAAUUUCUUUCCAAUUCUUUGAUGGCUAUGCCUAUUUUCUCUGGUAAACAGCAGGCUUUACUUCCUGUUACUCAUUUGGGAUUCAUUGUUGAAGUUGGUUAGCCCAAGUAAUUUAACUUUUAUUAUUGUUACUA